UCAGGGGCUUGCUCUUGCAAAACCAAACCACAGGGCAGACUUGCAGAAGAAGGCAGAGUUCCGCCAUGCCCAGCUCAGCACUGCUGUGUUGCCUGGUCUUCUUGGCUGGGGUGGGGGCCAGCCAAGACCAGAGUAUCCAGUCUGAGAACAGCUGCACCCACUUUCCAGCCAGCCUGCCUCACAUGCUCCGAGAGCUCCGAGCUGCCUUCGGCAGGGUGAAGACUUUCUUUCAAACGAAGGAUCAGCUGGACAACAUGUUGUUAAACGAGUCCUUGCUGGAGGACUUUAAGGGUUACCUGGGUUGCCAAGCCUUGUCUGAGAUGAUCCAGUUUUACCUGGAGGAGGUGAUGCCGCAGGCUGAGAACCACGGCCCAGACAUCAAAGAGCACGUGAACUCCCUGGGAGAGAAGCUGAAGACGCUGAGGCUGAGGCUGCGGCGCUGUCACCGAUUUCUUCCCUGUGAAAACAAGAGCAAGGCCGUGGAGCAGGUGAAGAAUGCCUUCAGCAAGCUGCAAGAGAAAGGCGUCUACAAAGCCAUGAGUGAGUUUGACAUCUUCAUCAACUACAUAGAAGCCUACAUGACAAUGAAGAUGAAAAACUGAAACAUCCAAGAUGGCAACUCUUUAGACUCUAGGACAUAAAUUGGAGAUCUCCAAAAUCUGAGCCAAUGCUCUGGGAUAGCCAGCCCAGUUCCUUGGAAAACCUUGUCAUACCUCUCUCCUAGAAUAUUUAUUACCUCUGAUACCUCAACUCCAAUUUCUAUUUAUUUACUGAGCUUCUCUGUGAACUAUUUAGGAAGAAGCCCAAUGUUAUAAUUUUUUUUCAAUAUUUAUUAUUUCCACCUGUGUUUAAGCUGUUUCCAUAGGGAGACACCCUAUAGCAUAUGAGUGUUUUAGGAGAAAUUUUAAGUUAUAUGAGGGAAAACAGUUUUCCUUUUGGAGCCAACCUAAGCUUCCAUUCCUAGCCUGACCACGCUUCACAGCUGUUGGGCUGUUUUCCCUAAUCUCCCUCUAAUUUCUCUUGUCUCUGGGCCCGGGGCUCCCGGGGUGUUACAGACUCUGACCCUCUUAGGAAGAGAAACCAGGGAGCCCUUUGAUGAUUAACCUUCCAGUGGCUCAGAGGGAUUCCCCUGACC
Molecule: messenger RNA, 1135 nt
Organism: Propithecus coquereli (Coquerel's sifaka)
Lineage: Eukaryota; Metazoa; Chordata; Mammalia; Primates; Indriidae
Gene: IL10
Product: interleukin 10
Exons: 5
Coding region: 66-602 (178 amino acids)
Biological process (GO): immune response
Cellular component (GO): extracellular region
Molecular function (GO): cytokine activity
Source: RefSeq, a predicted model, not a curated record